Molecule: messenger RNA, 1016 nt
Organism: Leptinotarsa decemlineata (Colorado potato beetle)
Lineage: Eukaryota; Metazoa; Arthropoda; Insecta; Coleoptera; Chrysomelidae
Product: inositol 1,4,5-trisphosphate receptor-like
Source: RefSeq, a predicted model, not a curated record
AGUUAUUGCAUUUGAAAUCAAACAAGUACUUAACGGUGAACAAACGUCUGCCAGCUUUACUCGAGAAAAAUGCAAUGAGAGUGUACUUAGAUAGUAAUGGAAAUGAAGGAUCUUGGUUUUACAUUUUGCCCUUUUAUAAACUAAGGGCUACUGGUGAUGACAUUGUACUUGGUGAUAAAGUUAUUUUGAACCCCGUAAGCCCCGGCCAACAAGUACUUCAUGUAUCGAGUCAUAAAUUACCUGAUAAUCCAACUUGCAAGGAGGUUAAUAUUGUAAAUGGAAAUACUUCUUGGAAAGUAACAUUAUUCUUGGAGCACAAGGAGAAUUUAGAGGAAAUAUUGAAAGGAGGUGAUGUAGUGAGAUUAUUUCAUGCUGAACAGGAAAAAUUUUUGACUAUGGAUGAAUAUAAAAAAGAACAUCAUGUAUUCUUGAGAACAACAGGGCGUUCAAGUGCAACAGCUGCCACCAGCAGUAAAGCUCUAUGGGAAGUUGAAGUAGUACAACUCGAUCCAUGCCGAGGAGGAGCUGGUCACUGGGAUUCUGUAUUUCGAUUCAAGCAUUUAGCAACAGGACAAUAUUUGGCUGCUGAUGUUGACAAUGAUCAUGAUAUCGAUGAAGAUAAAAAAAAUCUGAAUGAAAUAUCUGAAACACUCUCCUACCAUCUUGUCCCUUUGGGAAACAUCUAUGACAUUGCUACUCUAUUUGAAUUGGAUGCAACCAGCUUAACCAGGGGAGACUCUCUAGUGCCACAGUCAAGUUAUGUGAGAUUACAUCAUAUAUUCACAAAGAGUUGGGUACAUUCUACUUCUGAAUCAAUCGAUAAAGAUGAAGAGAAGCCUGUGAUGUCCAAAGUGGGAUGUGCAGUAAUGAAGGAAGAUAAAGAAGCCUUUGCUUUAAUAGCUGUUUCUCCCGUUGAAGUUAGAGAUUUGGAUUUUGCUAACGAUGCUUGUAAACUAUUGUCAUCUUUAUCGGCUAAACUAGAGCAGGGGACUAUUUCGCAUAAUGAAAGAAGGUAA